Molecule: messenger RNA, 2528 nt
Organism: Paramacrobiotus metropolitanus
Lineage: Eukaryota; Metazoa; Tardigrada; Eutardigrada; Parachela; Macrobiotidae
Product: transcriptional activator protein Pur-beta-like
Exons: 7
Coding region: 431-1189 (252 amino acids)
Biological process (GO): regulation of transcription by RNA polymerase II
Cellular component (GO): nucleus
Molecular function (GO): DNA-binding transcription factor activity, RNA polymerase II-specific; RNA polymerase II transcription regulatory region sequence-specific DNA binding; purine-rich negative regulatory element binding
Source: RefSeq, a predicted model, not a curated record
CCCUAACGUUGGCCACAGAGGUCGUUGGCUUGGCGCUUAGGUUGCUGCUGGAGACUCGCGAUUCCGCAGUACUCUCUUACAUAUUUUUCUCUACUCCUCGCCACCAAACACGAAACGGUUGGUAGACAACUGUAACGUCUGUCUGCGUCUGGGUAUUACACAGUAUACAGCCGCCGCCAACACUGUUUGGCCAUGCAAUGCAGCUGACGAUGCUUUGUUUCGUACCCAACACUGAACUACAGCUUAUAUACACUGUGGACCGAUUUAGGGCAACUUGAUUAGGGGAACCAACCAGCGUUCAAUGCAUUGAAUUAUAUACUGUGAAAAGAUAUAUAUUUGCCAUCUCGCUGUGAAUGUGUUUUUACCACCGUUGUCUGGAAGCAAAUGAAUUGUGGAUUUACACAGUGCUUCUUCUUUUUUCGGUGGAAUAAUGGAACCAUCCGAUGGUGGCAGUAGCGGAGAUCAGCAGGGUGAGCAGGAACUGGCGAGUCGUACUCUGCAGAUACAAGCCAAACGUUUUUACGUGGAUGUCAAAGAAAAUCGCCGCGGACGUUUCAUUAAGCUGGCCGAAGUGGCGACGGGUCGGCGUAAGAACCGUAUCAUCCUUCCCAUGUCCAUUUCCGCCGAAUUCCGUGAUCGCUUAACAGAAUUCCACGAUUAUAACCUGCAAAUAGGUCCUACUGCGCCUACCCACUUGCCGGAAGAUGGAAAGCUAAAAAGUGCGGUGAUUGUCAAAGAUUUCCGACGCUAUUUUAUUGACCUUAAGGAAAACGACCGAGGGAGAUUUAUUCGUUUGUCUCUCAUAAGCCGUGGAAAUCGAUCGCAGAUCGGAAUACCCGCACAAGGAAUCACCAGACUCAGAGACGCAUUUACGGAGUUGAUUGACCAAUUCGGAUCAGAAGAGGAUGCUCAAGAGGAAAGGAUAGUUCCCUUUCGGGGUGAUAUCCCUGAGAGUCGGUCGAUCCGAGUGGAGAACAAAACAUUCUUUUUUGAUAUUGGCCAAAACACCCGUGGAGUUUUCAUGAAAAUAUCCGAGGUCAAGCAAAACUUUCGCAGCUCCAUAACCAUACCCGAAAGGUCAUGGGGCCGCCUUCGCGACACCAUCAGCGAUUACAUGCGGGAAGUGCGAGAGAGCGGAGAAGAACUGCGAUCCGGCAUCGGUUUUGGUGGUCCGUCAACUAGUUCCUGAUCCAGUUAUUGGAUAGCUUUUAUACGAACUGUCCUGUUAUUGGUGUCCGGUGUUCCGCUCGUGUGGUCAUCAUGCUCACCCGCUAAACCACAACUCCAUUACCGAGGCCGUGCGUAAGCUGCUGCUGCAUAGUGUCAUCGCGCCAGCAGUCGUUGUCCGGUCAGCAACUACAGCACAGUUCUCUCUGCUGACUUUGUGUCUCUUUUUUAUAUCUGUCACGUUGUGUAUUGGGUCAUGAGGGGUUAAUGAGUUGGUGGAUAGCACGCUUCUCUAUUGGAAGCUGGAAUGGGAAAGAAAUGCGAGUGAAGCGCUUGGACUGGGAUGCGUACGACACACAUAUGCGGUUACAAACACGUGUGAUCAACUGCAGUCACCGUUUGAUUAAUCACACUCACACACAUUGGCCGUCCCCCUGAUUGGUCAGCGUGUGUCGCAAGUGUCCCUGUCCGUGUAGCCGCUUGGAAUGUGGAUCGAGAGGAGGCGAUCCAUCACAAAGCAAGAGUCAAAUGCAAAAUUUGGAUGGAAUGAAUGGAUAGAGGAAAGAAUUGAUGGUUAUCAUUAUACCCAACAUGUACUUUCACCUUAUCAAACUAUCACUGCCUACACACAUGCACCCUGUGGCCCAAAUGUCGUCUGUGCCUGGAAUUCUUCAGUAUAAUUAUGAUCUAUGGCUACGGACAGCCUGAAGCCACAGGCUGCUGUUGUCUCAUCAAAUCAUCGGGAUAAUAUGUUUCUACUGUGCCAGUUUGCAUUUUUUCUACAAGGGAUCAUAGGUUUCGUGGAUGUAUGGUUUUUGGUUACGAUAUUUUUGCCAGGAAGUAUUAACACAUGUGUGCUCCAUGCAGGAAAAGCUGCAAAUGCCUCGUUAUGCUUGCGUUGUUGUCUUAGUCCUUUUAAUUUUUUAGCGCUAAUUUUACUCUCGCAGUUCAGUGGACGAUCUAUCCUUGUGCGCAUGGAUUUUUUUCUCGAUUGACAUUGGGGGGCAUUUCGCUGAAGUUUUCCACGCACCAACCAGAAAACUGCAGCUGCAUUUAUUUUUCCGGAUUACAUUGGACACUCAUGUGCUUUCAUAUUGUGAUGCAGAAUUGAUAAGAGGCAGUACUUAUCAUACAGUCCUGUUUUUUGUUGUCCACAGUUAUGGUUUGUUGUUUUUCUAAUUCGAUUUGUGUGCUGGAUGUUAAUUACGAAAAAACUGCAAUGAACCGUUUUGGUUGGUAUUUAUUUGUAGCUUUUACUGCGUUGUGUUCAGAUCUUAAGCUGCACUGUGCGCUCUCUUGAUUUUUUCUCAAAGCUUUGCGGCCACUGCAUGGAUGGUAAUUGUGAAAGUAAAGAUGAUCUC